Anguilla rostrata (American eel) is the source of this 3094-nucleotide messenger RNA. Its product is annotated as cingulin-like protein 1. Gene Ontology annotation, molecular function: GTP binding. The coding region runs from base 139 to 2655 and encodes 838 amino acids. NCBI's taxonomy places the organism in Eukaryota, Metazoa, Chordata, Actinopteri, Anguilliformes, Anguillidae. The transcript has 3 exons. The record is from RefSeq and is a predicted model, not a curated record.
CACAAUACCGUAUAUGGGUUCCACAUUUUCUAUUGUGCCUCAUUGUGCAUUAAGUAAUGACUCACUGUGCUAUUUCCAGGAGAUGUGAACAAAGAGUACCUGCAGGGAAGAGAGAGUCCUGACUUUGCACGUCCCAACAUGUCUCAGCUGAGGGUUGUGCUGCUGGGGAAGUCUGGAGAACUGAAGAGUAAAGUGGGGAACAUCAUCCUGCAGAAAGAGGCCCUUUCAGUGAAAGAUCAGUGUGAGAGAGUUCAAGGUCUGGUGAAUAGGAGGCCUGUGGCUCUGAUCAACACUCCAGACUUACUGGACACUGAGCUCCCUGACAGGACCUUAUUCUAUCAGAUAGAGAGAUGUGUUACCCUGUCUGCCCCAGGUCCUCAUGCAUUCCUGCUGGUGCUGGAGAAUGGCAACAUUACAUCUGAGGGGAAAAAAAGAUUUGAGAGAAUCCUGCACUCUUUCAGUCCUGACGCCUUCAUGUACUCAAUGGUACUGACCACACAGGGGAGUAAAAUAACUCUCUUUGACCUGUCUUAUACCCACAUUCUGCAAAUGUGUAGUGGAAGGUGUUACAAGUUUCACAACACAGAUGAGACUAAUUACACCCAGGUUACUGAACUAAUGGAGAAAAUAGAGCAGAUGGUGGGGGAGAAUGGAGGAGGUUUCCUCAGCUGUGAGAUGUUCAAGGAGCCAGAAUCAGUCAUGGUUCGAGAGCUGGAGGCCAGGCACAAGACUGAGCUGGAGGAGAAGGACAGGAAGAUCAGAGAAUUAGAAGAACGUAUUAAGGGCACAUCACAGGGCGCUGGGGGUAAAGACCAGAGCUCUGAUUGUGUGAGGAUAGUGCUCGUGGGGAAGACAGGAAAUGGGAAAAGUGCCACAGGAAACACCAUACUGCAGAGGGAGGAGUUCCAGUCGCAUAUCAGUAUGAAAUCAGUGACGACCUGCUGUAAGAAAGGAGAAGGGGAAGUAGCUGGCAGGCGUGUUGCUGUAGUUGACACGCCGGGUCUCUUUGACGCAUCAUUUUCAGAUGAGAAGAUCCAGCAGGAAAUAGCCAAAUGCAUCUCCUUGUUGGCCCCAGGACCUCAUGUGUUUCUCCUAGUGCUACAGAUUGGAAGAAUCACAGAGGAGGAGAAGUACACAUUGCAGCUCAUUAAGAGCACCUUUGGUAAAGCGGCUGAAAUGUUCACCAUAGUCAUAUUCACAAGAGGGGAUGAUCUUAGAAAUGAAUCCAUUGAAAGUUUCAUUCAACAAGGUGACCCUGUAAUCCACAAUCUGAUUCAAGACUGUGGAAACAGGUUUCAUGUCUUCAAUAAUAAUGACAUGAGCAAUUGUACCCAAGUGUCUGAGCUGCUGGAUAAAAUAGACGUGAUGGUUCAGAGGAAUGGAGGAGGCUGUUACACCAAUGAGAUGUUCCAGGAGGCAGAAAGUACCAUAAGGAAAGAGUGCGAAAGAAUACUGAGUGAGAAAGAGGAAGAAAUGCAGAGAGAGAAAGAGAUGCUGGAGGCAAAACAUGAAGCAGAGAUGGAAGAGAUGAGGAGGAAGAUGGAAGAGCAGAGACACAAAGCAGAUGAAGAAAUAAUGCUUCGGGAAAAAAAGCUGAAAGACAAAGAAGAACAUUUAAGGAUGGAGCUAGAAGAGUGGAAGAAAAAAGAGAAGGAAAAAAAAGAGAGGAGAGACAGGGAAGACAUAAAGAGGAAGGCAGAACAAGAAUCAGAGUGGAAGGGCAAAAUAGGUGAGAUUGAGGAAAUGAAAAGGAGACUGGAAGAGGAGUUGAAAGAGAAGGGGAGGGUGGAAAGAGAGAGGAAACAGAGGGAAGAGCUGAUGGAAAAACAAAAAAGAGAAAAGAGAGAAUUCGAGGCAAGGCAAGCAGAAGAAAAGAAAAAGAGAGAAGGAGAGGAGCAGGAGAGGAAAAACAAUGAGGCGAGACAAAGACUUGAGUGGGAACAGAGAAUUAAAGAGGCAGAAAAUGAGAAAAAAGAGGUACAGGAAGACAUGAAGAAAAGAGCUAAGGAAUGGGAGCAGGAAAGGGAAAAGGAACAGAAAAGUAAAGAGGAAGAUGAGCAGUACAGGAGACAGAAAGAAGAGCAAGAGAGAAGAGAGUAUGCAUUGAAAGAACGCAAAAUGCGGGAAGAGUUUGAAAAAGCAAUGGAACAAGAAAGACAAAAGGGAGAGAAUGAAAGGAGAUCUAAAGAGCAACUAGAAAGGGAGCUUGAAGAAAAGCAAAGGCAGCUGAAAGAACAACAAGAGCAGUUGGACAAGGAAAGAAAAGAGGAGGCAGAGAGAAGAUCUAAGGAGGACGUAGAGAGAAAAGAGGAGGAGAGGAAAAGGCUGGAAUUGUUGCAGAAGGAACUUGAGAAGGAACGUGGAGAACUUCAGAAGAGUAAGAUUGAUGAAGAGGCUAGGAAAACAAAAGAAGCGAAAACAUUGAAAGUCAUGGAGGAAAGAUAUCAUAGAAUCAUUUUUGAAAAUAAUCGGAAACAUGAAGAAGCUGCUAGAAAAAAAGCAGAGGAAUUUAAUAACUUUAAGGAGGAACAGGGAAGAAAGCUAACUCAAUUACAAGAAGAGCUUCAGCACAAAACUGAACGUUAUGCAAAUGAAUUGCAGGAGAAAGACGCAAAAAUUCACAGAUUGGAAAGCAAAAAAUGUUUAAUAAUGUAGCGCUGAAACAGGCAUGUGUUCAUGUACUAGGCCAUGGAAUGUACAAUUACUUCUGUGUCGAUCAAGUUUUCCAUGUGGAAUGCUCCAAUGGACAGAAGACUGCCUUGUGAAAACAUGAAUUUUGGGCCCUUUAUUAGCAGAUGCUUUCCCCACAUUUCUGUUUGAAUUUUUAAUGCUCAAUCAUGCAUGCUCACCCUGCAAGGGUCCUCAUCAGAAGCUCAGAUAUAAUCAGAGGCUCUCCUCAGAAGCAGGCGGUGUCAGCUGUAUGCUCUAUAUACCACAGUUAGCAAGGUGGGUUGUAUCUGUGGCUCUACAGAUGAAAUGGUGGACGCCAGACCUUGGGGCCCUGUCCAUGUUCCAGAACAUUCCAGAACAGUUCCUUAACAGGAUGAGCCACACAGCAGCCCCAGGGGCCUCUAUGUUCAGGAACCGCAUAAAA